AUGUCGACGUCCCCGCCCACUCACGAACACUACCUCGUCGUUGGAGGAUGCGGAUUCCUGGGCCGGCACAUUGUCGACGCGCUCCUCGGUCGCGGCGAGACCAAUGUCGCCGUGUUUGACAUUGUGCAGAGGCAUUUUGAUGAAAACGUCACUUUCUACACCGGCGACAUCUCAAAGCUCGAGGACUCCAGCGCCAAGAUUGUGAUCCACACCGCCUCGCCGCCCCACGGCCGCGGUCCCGCAGUCUACGAGGCAGUAAACGUAACGGGCACGCAGAACGUCAUCGACGCUUGCCGCGCCGCCGGCGUACCGAAACUCGUAUACACAUCUUCAGCCGGGGUCGUCUACUCGGGCAAGGAAGACCUGAUCAACGCCGACGAGCGCCUCCCGUACCCAGCCGUGCCGAUGGACGCGUACAACGACACCAAGGCGCGGGCCGAGGAGCUGGUACUGCAGGCCAACUCUGAAGGGCUGCUUACCUGUGCUCUCCGCCCAUCCGGUAUCUUUGGGCCGGGUGACAGACAGGCCAUCAGCGGUUUCCAUUCGGUCAUUAAGAACGGGCAGACCAAAUUCCAGAUCGGGAGUAACGAGAACCUCUUUGACUGGACUUAUGUCGGGAAUGUCGCGCACGCACACCUCCUCGCUGCCGACAAGUUGGCCGACACCUAUCCUGUUGCUGGCCUCCACGAGCCCCUCCCCUGGGUUAACUUGUCGCUUCCCAACCACCGCAUUCCUACCUCUGAAGCCCACCCCCUCGGUCCCAAUACCAGCCCGAGCCAGCACGAUCUCCUCCUCGCCCAGCGGUUUGAGAGUAGCGAAGUCGAUCCCGCCGACCUCCGCCCUGUUCUCCGGUCCAAGAUGGACCAGUUCGCAGCACUCUCGGACCAGGAGGACGAUGCCCCGGGUCCCCGCGUGGCUGGACAGGCGUUCUUUAUUAAUAAUUGCGAGCCGGUCGCUUUCUGGGAUUGGACGCGGGCGGUUUGGGCCGCACUCGGUCAUAUCCCGCCCUACACUAUCGUUCUCCCCGCGGCUGUUGGUCUCAUCCUCGCCACACUGGCUGAGAUGUGGGCCAAGAUCUCCGGAAAGGAGCCGGGCUUUACCCGUUUCCGCGUUACGUUUGCCACGCAGCAGCGAUACUACGAUAGCGAGCGGGCGCGCCGCCUCCUCGGAUACACGCCGAUCGUGGGGAUCACCGACGGCCUCGACCGCUGGACUAAGUGGUAUGCUGAGGAGCUCAAGGCGACCGAGGGCGUUGAGGCCGAGUCGGCCAAGACCAAGUAG
Molecule: messenger RNA, 1281 nt
Organism: Cutaneotrichosporon cavernicola
Lineage: Eukaryota; Fungi; Basidiomycota; Tremellomycetes; Trichosporonales; Trichosporonaceae
Gene: ERG26
Exons: 3
Coding region: 1-1281 (426 amino acids)
Biological process (GO): steroid biosynthetic process
Molecular function (GO): 3-beta-hydroxy-Delta5-steroid dehydrogenase (NAD+) activity
Source: RefSeq, a predicted model, not a curated record